AUGGAUCUGGAAUCAGAGAUCAUUCAACUGGUACGGCAAAACAUAAGACCAAAAUUUCCUUCUUUGAAUGAUGAACAACAAGCAAGAUUGGACAAUGCACUGAAGUAUGAUGUGAACUACGAUAUAUUGAAGAAAGAGCUAGUCGAAUAUAUAGAUGAUUGGAAACGAAAUGAAUACUAUGAUGUCUUGACAAAUAUCGGUGAUUUACAACGUCUAGAUUUGGGAAAUAUGUUGAACGGAGAUGGAGUUAGUUUUCCCAAGUUACACAGUGAUCUAGCCAACCUACCUAGAUUCAGACUUAUCGAUAAUGAAAAUGAAAUGGAUCAAAGUCUCCUACAUAAGUAUGACUCUUUAAGGACAAGACUAAUCGAAAAAUGCAGAGCCAUUGAGCUUAUACGAAGUGCAACAAAUACUGAUGUUAAUUACCAGGAUAUCAAUUCCAUGUUAUCCGUUGUGGAACUGAGACAAUGGCGAGAUGAGAUCCAAAUGGAAUGGAAAGAACUGGCUCAAAAUCUCGAAUUAAUUUUGAAAACUUGGCCUGAUUUAACAGAAGAAAAGCGAUCCAAACUCUUACAGCUAAUCGACUCUAGUUCAUUGAAAUCGAUAUUGCACAUCAAAGAUAAUAUCGAAUGA
Messenger RNA from Kluyveromyces lactis, 633 nucleotides. RefSeq names its product Nkp1p (gene NKP1). The record is from RefSeq and is a predicted model, not a curated record. The transcript has a single exon. The coding region runs from base 1 to 633 and encodes 210 amino acids. Lineage: Eukaryota; Fungi; Ascomycota; Saccharomycetes; Saccharomycetales; Saccharomycetaceae.